AUGCCGCCUCGCCAAAACCCCCACUCCACACCUCCAUCCACCCAAACACCCCUCUCCAAACCAGCCCAGACAAACAUCUUGAUUGUAAUUGAAUUUUUGGGACGAGUGCUGUGUGACGAGGACGGAUUGGGAGAGAGAGACGGAGAGAGAAGGGAAACUGAGGAGGAAGAUAGAGUGAUGGAAAGAUUUUAUUUAGUCAGCGGUGGAGUGCCCCUCAUCAUCUGCGGGGUCACGGCGGCCGUCAAUAUAGACAACUAUGGCAGCGGGGAGCAGGCGCCGUACUGCUGGAUGGCGUGGGAGCCCAGCCUGGGAGCCUUCUUUGGCCCCAUGAGCUUCAUCAUCCUGGUGACAUGCAUCUACUUCCUGUGCACCUUCAUCAAGCUGCGGCGACACCCCGAGAAGAAGUACGAGCUGAAGCAGCUGACGGAGGAGCAGCAGAGGCUGGCCGCCGUCGACGUGCCCACCCACUGCCACCAGGGAGCCGAGCCGGGGGCCCUGGUGGCCCCGUCCGGUGGGGGCCACUGCCCCGCUGGCUGUCCGGGGGUUCCCAUUAACCCUGCGCUGCUGGCCAAUGAGCACUCCUUUAAGGCUCAGCUACGAACGGCGGCCUUUACCCUCUUCCUGUUCCUGGCCACCUGGACGUUCGGGGCCUUGGCUGUGUCGCAGGGCCACUUCCUGGACAUGAUCUUCAGUUGCCUCUACGGUGCCUUCUCCGUCACCCUCGGCCUCUUCAUCCUCAUCCAUCACUGUGCCAAGCGCGACGAUGUUUGGCAUUGCUGGUGUUCGUGUUGUCCCGGACGAAAUGCCGAAGCCCAAGGGGCCCCUCAGGCCCGACCUAAAGUCAACGUGAACGGAGACACCCCCGGGCAUGGCCACGGUCACAGCCACUGCCACCAUGACUCUCCGUGUCACGGUAAAGCAGUGAUAACCUGCAGUCAUGGCGGUUUAGCUCACUGUAAACACGCCGCCCUCCCCUCCUUGCAGAACCAUGUGACGUGCCUGGCGCCGGUGGCUCCGUGCUGCGCGGCAAUGCACAGCCAGCAGCUGAUGGAGGAGGAGCCCGCGGCGACACACGUGCUGCUACACGCCGAUCCGGAGGGGUACCGGCCGGGGAUCCAGCUGCACCCCUGCCUAAAGAGCAGCACCAGGACUAAAAGUCGUCACUUCGGCCGCCGGUCCGGUGCUUGCGGGGCAGUGGGGGAAAAGGAGUACGCCUAUCACAUCCCCUCCAGCGCGGACGGAGUCAGCAUGCACAGCUCACACACUGACAGCCCCCACAGCACACACGAGCGCCACGCCCACACCUGUCCACACCUGGCCCAGGAAGGCCACCACGACGGGCAUCACACGUGCCACUGCGCUGCCACCGCCGCCGCCGCGCACGAGGCCCUGGUGUGCCAUAAUCCCUGCCACAGGCACAUCUGCUGCACCAAGGCUGACCUUUUCCCCUCCCUGUGCCCGGCAGAGGCGGGCGACACGGGCAUCUUCCUGUGUGGCUGCGGCAAAGUGUCUGAGCCGGACCCGAUGGCGACACAUCACCAUCUGGAGAUGCACGCCCCGCGCAGACAAUCGUUCCCUCAGAACCCGCCCAAUCAGAAUGGGAUUCUAAAGGGGGGCCUGCAAGAAGGACUCCUGUACGGCUCGGACAGCACGGGGAAUAUACGCACGGGGCCCUGGAAGAAUGAAACUACUGUGUAGUAUUGGAGAUGGGCGACUCCAUGCCCAGUCCUGCCAAAAAUAAACCCUUUCUAGAAUAAAAAAAAGAAGGAAUUUAACAUUUUAAACAUCACAAUCAGCGUGGGAUAUUUUUAUUUUAAUGUCCUCAUGUUUCUAUGUGUGCUGUUUUACUGUACAGAAAUCAUAUAAAUGCCUCCAUACACAGAACAGAUUCUCCUCCAUAACACCAUCAGAUUUAAUUGAAGGU
Molecule: messenger RNA, 1924 nt
Organism: Notothenia coriiceps (black rockcod)
Lineage: Eukaryota; Metazoa; Chordata; Actinopteri; Perciformes; Nototheniidae
Product: probable G-protein coupled receptor 123
Exons: 3
Coding region: 1-1698 (565 amino acids)
Biological process (GO): G protein-coupled receptor signaling pathway; cell surface receptor signaling pathway
Cellular component (GO): plasma membrane; postsynaptic density; glutamatergic synapse
Molecular function (GO): G protein-coupled receptor activity
Source: RefSeq, a predicted model, not a curated record